AUGUCAAGCUCAUCUAGUAAAUGGUUUGGUUCUUGGAGUAAAAAUGGGUUGGAGAAGGAGGUGAAACAGCUGGAAAUACAAAUUGCUGAUGAACCCGGUAGUGGCUCGACGCAGCUGCAUUCAGCACAGAAGAAGUUAUCAAAUUCGGUAGAGGUGCAACUGCGACUGGCGGUGACAGCCUUGAAACACAAGACAUCUUCUAUAUCACUUGCGUCCAAGACGUCCAGUAACUGGUUGAACUGGAAAAGAGAACUGGCUCCUCCUCGCCAAAUAGAGGAAGGAAACGAGGAGUUUGGUAGUAUUAAUAACGAUGCUGAUGCUGAUGCUGAUGCAGAUGCAGAUGCCGAUGCAGAGUACGACAAUAACCAAGAUGACAUAAUUGCUGACGAUAAUGGCGACGAAGUUGAUGAUCACGUGACGCAUAACAACAACUGGAAAGGUAUAACUUGGUUUUGGAAUAGCAAUAACAACAAUAACAGUAGUAGCAAUAGCAAUAAUAACACUGCCGCGAGAAACAAUCGUGUGUCUAAUGGCAAGGCUGUGAAUAAUAAUGAUAAUGAAGGUAGCCAGCAGGAUAAUACAAAAAGGGAAGAAAAUGAGAGUAAUAAAAAGGCUACGACUAGCAAAAAAGAUGCAGCAUUGAUGAAUCCGGCAAACACAAUUUUGAACUCAACUCCGUCUUUGCCUUCGAAACUGGAAACUACCAAUGGUGCUGGCGGUGGUAAUGGUGGUGGUGAUGAGGAACAAGCAGAUGAUGCCGUUUUGUACAAGCCUCAUGACAAGACUGCCCAGUUCAACAAAAUUAAUACUCACAAAAAUGAAGAUUUAAAAGAAAACACAAUUGUGCCUGAUUGGAGUACCUGUUUGCCAUUGGCAUCUGAGGGACACUUUUUCCACAGCUCGUCAACUUCGAAUCAAAACAAUGCAAAUCAAACAGUUAAAACAGACUUGAUAAAUUGGAGACAUUUUUUGAAUCAGAUAUCUAACAAGUUUGGCUUUUCAACAGAGCCAGUCUCCGACCUGGAAAGUGGUAGUCAAUUGAGUAAAAGUGAUAAAGCAGAAAGGGAGGUUGGCUUACUCUAUGAAAGAUCGUAUAAGCUUUAUGGAAAAUCUUUGGCUGUAUUACCUAAUGAUAAGAGAGCAUGCUUACCAAACUAUAAUAAGUUUUAUACCAACACUGCUGACGGUGGUGUUAUUACCACUCUGGCUACUGCUGCUGCUGCUGCUGCUGCCGCUGCUGCUUCUUCUUCUUCUCCUUCUCAGUUUGAGGAAGACCAAAAGGACCCAAACUCGAUAUCAAUCACUAAUGAUGCCAUGGGGAAUCUCUUAAUCAACAGCAAGGGGCACAAAAAAAGAGCUUUGCACGAGGCUGUCAAUACAGAAAUUGUCAAUUACAAGUCUGGACCAUUGAAAAAGAUCAAAAAUAUUUUGAUAAUUGGUGUGCACGGUUUUUUUCCUACCAAAAUGAUCCGUCCAAUUAUUGGAGCUCCUAAAGGUACUUCAUUGAAAUUCGCCAAUGAAGCGGAAAAGGCAGUAAUACGUUAUUGUGUAGAAAACAAUCUUAUCAACGAGGAAGAGUCAAGUGUUAGUAUACAAAAAAUCGCACUAGAAAAAGAGGGCAAGAUAUUUGAUAGAGUUCAUUUUUUCACUGAAAUUUUACAAAAAUGGGAAAAGGAAUUGAAUAAUGCUGAUUUUAUAUUUGUCGCAUCACAUUCACAAGGAUGUGUAGUUUCAAUUAUAUUAUUGGCAAGAUUGAUCAGAAUGGGGAUUUUAAGAGAUCCAAUAAAUAAGCGUAUUGGUUUACUCGGAAUGGCGGGUAUCAACAAUGGCCCAUUCUACGGAGCCGAAAAGUCAUUCUUCAUGAAAGCAUAUAGUGCCAUCGAGCACGACUCGUUGAACGAGUUGUUUGAAUUGACGAAAUUCGACAGCUCGCAGUCUGUUGUUUACAAAGAGUCUAUCCAAACCAUUAUCAAUGUAAAUGUCAAGAUUUGCUUUAUUGGGUCCAUCAACGAUCAGUUGGUUCCAUUAUAUUCGGCAUUAGCAUCCCAUAUUUUCCAUCCCAACAUUUACCGGGCUUGUUAUAUUGAUUAUACGUCACUUACUCCCAAGUUUGUUGAAAGAAUGGUUUCAUUAUGCACACAACUAUUGAACCUCGGAUAUUUCGACAACAAUGUGAUUAAAGAAUUGAGCAUGUCUUUGGCUGGACCAUUGACUGCUGGCGGACAUUCCAAAAUUUAUAAUGAUGGGAAAGUGUAUGAUUUAGGUAUAAAGUUUUUCCUCGAUACGGACGAUUUGGUGAUACCUCACGAUGGGAAAACUGAUUACGACGAUUUUGAAAAUAGCGAGUUACCCGUUUCCAACCAAGUUUAUAUAAAAGAAUUCAAUAUAGGUAAAAUAGGCACAAACCCCUUUAUAUUGCCAUGGUGCCUAAGAGGUUUUCUUUUUAACCUUGAGAAGAAUUGGCCACAACGGAGUUACUCGCACGAUUUACAUAGUGGUGGUGGUGGUGGUGGUGGUGGUGGUGGUGAAAGUACAAGUGGUUUUGCUCAGAUCCAUGAGUUAUAUGAACUUUUUGAGAAUUGGAAACCAGAGACAAAAAUAUAUAAGGAAUUAAAAUUCAGAUUGAGUGGAAUUAGGGCAAGUAAGUUAUGA
This is a messenger RNA of Lodderomyces oxycetoniae, 2652 nucleotides long. RefSeq lists its product as uncharacterized. NCBI's taxonomy places the organism in Eukaryota, Fungi, Ascomycota, Pichiomycetes, Serinales, Debaryomycetaceae. The record is from RefSeq and is a predicted model, not a curated record. The transcript has a single exon. The coding region runs from base 1 to 2652 and encodes 883 amino acids.